AUGGACGGAAUGAAAGAGCCCAAGCCCCAGUGUGGCGCUAAGAAGGGUGGUCAAUCGGCUGAGUAUGAUGUUGGCCUUCACGUUGCUGGUCUUUUUUUGGUCUUGGCCUUUUCCAUCUUCGGCGCUGGCUUCCCAGUUGUGGCCAAGAAGGUCAAGUGGAUGAAGGUUCCUCCUAAGGUCUUCUUCGCAUGCAAGCAUUUCGGUACAGGCGUGCUCAUCGCGACGGCGUUUGUGCAUCUGCUUCCCACCGCCUUCGGCAAUCUCAUGAACCCGUGCCUCCCGGAUCUCUUCACCGACGACUACCCACCUCUUCCAGGUGCCAUCAUGAUGGGAUCCAUGUUCAUUCUGUUCAGUAUCGAGAUGUGGAUCAAUGCCAAGAUUGGCGGCCAUUCCCACGGAGGACCUACUGGUGAUGUGAUGCACGACCACGGUCACGGAGCCGUCCAGCCUGCCCGGCCUCCUCGUUAUGGCCGCAACAGCUUCGAUGCCGAGGCAGACAGCAUUGACUUUGAGAAGCGAGUCGCACAGCGCGCGUACGACGACGAGAAGUCACGCUUCCCUGCGCCUUACUCGGAGACUGUGUAUGGAGCGCCACCACCCGCCAACACCAACUUGUCCGACUCUGACAUGCCGCCUUGGUUCGUCGUUUUCUACGAGCAGUAUGUGCGCCAGCGUAUGGAGAUGAUGAACAUGAUCCGAACCACCCAGGAGAAGCAGACGUCGUCGCAGGUUGCUGUUACGGAGGUCAAGCAGGAAGAUCCGUUUUAUGAUGCCGAGGGUCAACAGGUUGACCCCGCUGUGUAUCGCAAGAUGUCUCUCAACAUUACCAUGCUUGAAGGUGGUAUCCUGUUCCACUCAGUGUUUGUCGGCAUGACCAUCUCCAUCACUAUUGAUGGUUUCAUCAUUCUGCUCGUCGCUAUCCUGUUCCACCAAAUGUUUGAGGGUCUUGGUCUCGGUUCCCGUAUUGCCGCUGUGCCGUACCCCAAGGGCAGCAUUCGUCCCUGGGUAUUAGUCGUCGCUUUUGGCACCACAGCCCCCAUCGGACAGGCCAUCGGACUUCUCACCCGCAGCAGUUACGAUCCCGACAGUGCGUUCGGUCUCAUCAUCGUCGGUGUAUUCAACGCCAUAUCCUCUGGCUUGCUGCUCUACGCUGCUCUCGUCGAUCUUUUGGCCGAAGAUUUCCUCUCAGAGGAGGCCAACCGCCUUCUUUCCAACAAGCAAAAGAUUACUGCCUUUUGCUACGUUCUCGCCGGAGCUGCGGGCAUGUCAAUUGUCGGUAUCUUCGCCUAA
This is a messenger RNA of Colletotrichum paranaense, 1290 nucleotides long. RefSeq names its product ZIP Zinc transporter. Gene Ontology annotation, biological process: zinc ion transmembrane transport. Gene Ontology annotation, molecular function: zinc ion transmembrane transporter activity. The record is from RefSeq and is a predicted model, not a curated record. Lineage: Eukaryota; Fungi; Ascomycota; Sordariomycetes; Glomerellales; Glomerellaceae. Bases 1 to 1290 code for a protein of 429 amino acids. Gene Ontology annotation, cellular component: plasma membrane. The transcript has 6 exons.